UGAGGAGAGAGGAGCUGUCGCCCUGCUGAUGCCUGGACGUCUGGGAUGCAGUAACAAGCGUUUGUUUUCCAACGGGACAUUAUAUGUUUAUUUCUAGGGGGAAAAAAACAGCACAUUGAGGAUUUGGCAUACCCAUCAAUCGAAUGCAAGCAGAGCCAGGCCCAAGUUAACAAUGGGCCCCGUACAUCUGUGUGUCCUGCUCCCAGUGGCGGUGUUGGCUGUGGUGGCUGUCGCUGCUGAGCUGCCUGCAACAAUCGAUGAUGAGUACACUUGGCCACAGUGGAAUUUGCCUCUGGUAAGGAAAAGGCGCACUCUGCCUCUGAGCAGCCCUGACUUCUCCGCACAUGCUCAAUCGAAGGUGAGCGGAACUUGCGGGAUUGAGUGUCAGCGUCGCCUCCCCUUACCUUCCGUGGAUGACCUGGAGCAGUUCCUAUCCUACGAGACGGUUUAUGAGAAUGGUACACGCACUUAUACCUCGGUGUCUGUGCAAGGUCUCAAUGAGGUGACAGCUUGGUCCAGAAACAGCUCCUCCAGUUCCCGUUAUAAACGAGAGGUGUACGGCACAGACAGCCGCUUCACUAUCUCUGAUAAGCAGUUCUCCACUAAGUAUCCAUUCUCGACUUCUGUCAAGAUCUCCACUGGAUGUUCUGGAGUUCUGGUGUCACCCAAACAUGUGCUGACUGCCGCCCACUGCAUUCAUGAUGGAAAGGAUUAUUUGGAUGGUGUUCAGAAGCUUCGUGUUGGCAUUCUUAAGGAGAAAUCUAGAAGAGGGAAAGGAGGCAAAGGAAAAGGUGGGCGAGGGAAAGGUAAACGGAGAAAGGGAGAUGAUGUUAAAGAAGUAACGGGAGCGGAAGAGAAAGGGAGCCGUAAAGGAAAAGCAAAGGGUAGAAAGAGCAGGAGUCGCCGAAGUGUUGAAUUGGAGAAACCUUCAUUUCGGUGGACCAGAGUCAAGAAAACCCAAGUACCAAAGGGUUGGUUCAAAGGUGUCUCUGAUGGACUGACUGCAGAUUACAACUAUGCGGUUCUGGAGCUGAAGAGAGCCCCCAAAGUCAAACACAUGGACCUGGGUGUCAUCCCCUCAGUCAAGAAGCUCCCCGCUGGAAGAAUCCACUUCUCCGGCUUUGAUGACGACCGGCCGGGAAAUCUGGUGUACCGAUUCUGCUCUGUCUCUGAGGAGUCCAAUGAUUUGUUGUACCAGUAUUGCGACGCCAAACCGGGCUCCAGUGGCUCUGGGGUCUACAUCCGCCUGAAAGAACCAGGCAAAAAGAAGUGGAAGAGGAAGAUCAUUGGGGUAUUUUCCGGCCACCAGUGGGUGGAUGUUAAUGGGAAUGGUCUGCAGCAGGAUUACAAUGUUGCAGUGAGGAUAACGCCUCUCAAGUAUGCCCAAAUUUGCUACUGGGUUCACGGGGACUCGAGUGAGUGCCAGAUGGCCUAAGGCAACACAGAAACCCUCUUAACCACCAUCCUUAUGACACCCCGCAGACCCAGCUCUUACCAUCACCUCUGCCCCUUCCUGUGCCUCCUGCUACAAUCAUCUACAAACACGCAAUCCACAGCCGUACACACUCAGUGUUGACAACAACAGGAACUGCGUAACACACAAAGAGAACUGUGGCUUUUCUAAUUUAUUUGCUAAAAACUGAGAAAAAAAUAUGUAUUUGAAUUGUUUACAGAUCAUUACGAUCUGCAGUUUUGCUUUCUAUCUUUGUCAAUGUUUCAUUUUCUUGAAUAUAUUUCUGAAAAGCGUUGGUAAGAAAAGCUUGCCUUUUACUCUAACUAGUCUUUGUACAAAGACUUGCCAAUCCCUCCGUCUUUGUCAAGAUGCAGAUCGGCUUUGAUAAAAGACAAAGGACCAAAAUUAAUGUAAAGUUAAAUCCACAAACUGAAGUAUUUAGAAACAAUUCAUAUUUUAACAUGCUAUGUUCUGUAUUGUGUACGUCUAAAUUUAGUUUUUUAAAUGUCUAGCCUUUUUAAAAAUCUUUUUUUCUGCCGUAGUUCAGAUGGUUCUAAUGGACCCUGUAUUGAAAUUGUCUUGCCAGCAUUUCUUUGUCCUUGCAAAGCAGUCUUUUUAUUGUUGUGCACAUAAUUCUAUUGGUGCUUAUACAGAUGACAUGGUGCUAAUUUAUGGAACUGGGGAUACUGUUUAGAAUAUAUUUUGACAGCCUACUACUGUAACUAUACAACUGAUGUGAGGCUACAUGUCUGGUAUGUUAAGGUGGGACUGAACUUUUCAAUAAUUUACUUGAUAAUUUAAUUGAUGUAUCUUGUUCCUUGGGUUUGAUUGGACCACAACGCAACAACAUUGUUAUAUAACACAAAUUGUAAUAUGGAUGUUAUGUUUAAAUGAUUUUUUUUAAUGUUUCAAAUGUUCCAAAAAGUGAUUUUGUAAAAUCCAAAUAAAUACCAAAUGCUA
Dunckerocampus dactyliophorus (ringed pipefish) is the source of this 2413-nucleotide messenger RNA. It is a transcript of the gene prss35, whose product is annotated as serine protease 35. The record is from RefSeq and is a predicted model, not a curated record. The transcript is spliced from 2 exons. Gene Ontology annotation, molecular function: serine-type endopeptidase activity. Lineage: Eukaryota; Metazoa; Chordata; Actinopteri; Syngnathiformes; Syngnathidae. Gene Ontology annotation, biological process: proteolysis. Bases 173 to 1435 code for a protein of 420 amino acids.